Messenger RNA from Rhizoctonia solani, 225 nucleotides. RefSeq lists its product as uncharacterized. The coding region runs from base 1 to 225 and encodes 74 amino acids. The transcript is spliced from 2 exons. The record is from RefSeq and is a predicted model, not a curated record. Lineage: Eukaryota; Fungi; Basidiomycota; Agaricomycetes; Cantharellales; Ceratobasidiaceae.
AUGGAACCCAAAUUACUGGCAGCCCCUGCUGUCCACAACAAGUAUGGACAACUGGACCACCUUGAACAAAAAUUUGGCAAACAAGCUGAAGCCAUCAAAGAGACCCGCUCCAUUGUGGAAGGGAUCUCUCAAACCAUUGAUGGCCUUGAGGCUAGGGUUUCCCAAGCUCCCCAACCAAGUACCCCAGAGGACUGGAAACCCCCUGCAGUCAAGGAAACACCUUGA